AACGAGUUAACAACUGAUUGCGCUCCUUUUUCGUCGGUAAAAGUCCAAAUGGUAGUUGUGGAAUAUCCCCGCAUGAGUGUCUUGUCUGACUUCGACAUUGGGAAGAAGCUUGGCCGUGGGAAGUUUGGCACGGUUUUCUUAGCUAGAAAGAAAACAUCACACUUUCCAUGUGCACUAAAAGUUAUUUUCAAGAAGCAAUUAGUAAAAAGCAAGAUGGAGCACCAGAUACAACGUGAAAUUGAAAUCAUGUGCCACUUGGAGCAUCCUAACAUUCUACAACUAUAUACUUACUUUCAUGAUCACAAACGGAUAUACUUGGUUCUCGAGUAUGCUUUUAUGGGACAAAUGUUUGAUGAGCUUCAAAGGCUGGGACGCUUUAGUGAGGCACGUUCGGCUACUGUAUGUUCUGCUUUUGCUGUUAUUCCCUCAGUAUAUUUACCAGCUUUGUGAUGCCUUGAUAUACUGCCACAAAAAGAAGGUGAUUCACCGUGAUAUAAAGCCUGAGAACUUGCUCUUGGGUUUGUAUCAUGAGCUUAAACUGGCAGACUUUGGAUGGGGAGUACAUGCUCCAUCAUUGAGGAGAAGAACACUUUGCGGGACAGUAGAUUAUUUGGCUCCAGAAAUGAUUUGUGGGACUUUCCAUGAUGAACGUGUAGAUCAUUGGACCGUUGGUAUUCUGUGUUACGAGAUGCUGUGUGGUAAACCUCCAUUCGAACGUCCUAGUUCUCAAGAGACUUAUGCUUGUAUCAAAGCUGUGAAAUAUACGUUCCCUUCUGUCAUAACGCCUUUGGCACAGGAUCUGAUUUCCAAGAUCCUCAAACGUAAUCCAACUGAUCGCCUGUCCUUAGAAGGUAUCAUGUCUCAUCCGUGGGUCCAACACUGUGCCAUUAAACAGUCAAUUCCUCAUACUAAUACAUCGGAACCAAAGCAAUAGCGUUUGAAUUUCUCUCUGAUUAUUUUUAUGUAUUUUCAUAUAAAUGACUUUUCUUCUCACUGCUUUUAGCUUAUCUUUGCAUUGUGUACAGGCUGACUAUUUUCUAGUGAACCACCUGACUACA
This is a messenger RNA of Trichobilharzia szidati, 1058 nucleotides long. The record is from the annotation of a GenBank genome assembly. Lineage: Eukaryota; Metazoa; Platyhelminthes; Trematoda; Strigeidida; Schistosomatidae.